Messenger RNA from Zychaea mexicana, 1644 nucleotides. Its product is annotated as alcohol acetyltransferase. The transcript has a single exon. The coding region runs from base 68 to 1549 and encodes 493 amino acids. Lineage: Eukaryota; Fungi; Mucoromycota; Mucoromycetes; Mucorales; Lichtheimiaceae. The record is from RefSeq and is a predicted model, not a curated record.
CUUGGCGAUCGACAGUUGCUAUAGAGAUAUAAACUUGAGCUUUGGCAUAGGUAUAUUAUAUUUACCGAUGCAAACAACACCUGAACGACCUUUAGGUCUGCUUGAAAAGUAUCAAGUCUCCAAGCAAUUGACGCGUACCUACGGUACAGUAACAACAACCGCGAUCUUGCGCCAUGGUUCUUAUCGCCCCAAUAGUGGCAACGACAACCUGAAUCAACUGCGCGACAUUAAACAAUUUUACAUGUCUCAACUUCAUGCACCCCUAAAGCGACUUGUCGAAGAACACGUACAGCUCUCGCUCGCUGUGGCUGAAAAUGACGAGCCAACAGCACAUUUCGUUCGACUUGAAGGGUUCGAUCUGUCGUCCAUUGUCCAUGUCAAUGAACAACAAGUUCCUUUCUGGGAUCGAUCCGAGCUUGCCAAAGUUAUCAGCAAAGAAUGCGAUCACAAUUUUGACCUUAAUGACCACACGAUACCCCUCUGGCGUUUACGUAUCUGUAUACAUGAAAAUCGACUUGACGAAUGUAGUAUCACUUUUACGGCGCACCACGUUAUCAUUGACGGCAAGAGCUUAGCAUUGUUCUGGCAGAAUUUGUAUGAAGAAAUUACCAGUAAUAAAAGCGAUAGCCAAGAAGAGAAACAAGAUGAUGGCCAUCACUAUUGGAUCAACACUCAAGGUGGAACUCGAUUGAUGCCUCCUUAUGAGGAUCGAAAUGCACCUAUGCCUACUGCAUGGAACAUGGCUGGCGUUAUUUCCCGCAUGAUUGCCAAGAAGGUUUUGCCUGGUUUCCUAGCCCAACGGUGGUUCCCUCAAAGCUGGGCUGGUGACUAUCCAGGUGCAGCGAACAAGGCACAGAUCCAACAUCAUACACUUGUACGCGCGAUCGAUUUGGGCGGCACGAUUUGGAACAAUGUCUGUGUAGCAUGCCGUGAACAUGGUGUCACUCCGCACGCGGCGACGAUGGCAGCACUUGUCAUGGCAUUUGCUGAACUCUACCCAGAAGUCAAGACAGUCUCGACCUGUACACCUCUUGAUUGCCGUUCGUUCUGUAAUCCUCCUGUACCUGAAGAUGAAAUGGGUAACUUUUUCGGCGCCUAUUCGCAUGUAUGGACAUUGCCGUCACCGUCAUCAGAAGACUUUUGGGACAUGGCCAAGGCUUAUCAAACUCAGUUGAGAGCAAACAAGCAUGAAGGAGCUAAAGAAGCUGGCCUGCUCAAAUAUCUUCCCAAGUAUCCAGAAGAUUAUUGUGAUUUUUGGCUUGGACAGUGUGAUUCGAACCCAACCAUGCAUCGUGCUGGAGGUAUCGAGCUCUCGGAUCUGGGCAAAUUCCCAACAACAACAAAGGAGGAGACUGGCUCAUGGCAAAUCGAGUCAAUUUGGUUUUGCCAGAGUGCCCAUCCAGUAACUACAGCUCUGGAUGUAAACUCUAUCCGAACCCAAGAUUCCAUCUAUCUCACCCUUGGAUGGCAAAAAGGCUCGUUGCAAGAAUCCAAAGUUGACGCACUUGGACGCUCGGUAAUCGAUAAACUCAAAAACUGCUUUCAAUAAUAGUUACUUUCUUGUUUAUAUAUCUAUAAUUACUACGCUACUAUUUAAAUACUUUACCCUUAAUAAAAAUACUGUGAUUCAUCUACUCAUAAAAA